This is a messenger RNA of Laccaria bicolor S238N-H82, 768 nucleotides long. RefSeq lists its product as uncharacterized. Bases 1 to 768 code for a protein of 255 amino acids. NCBI's taxonomy places the organism in Eukaryota, Fungi, Basidiomycota, Agaricomycetes, Agaricales, Hydnangiaceae. The record is from RefSeq and is a predicted model, not a curated record. The transcript is spliced from 5 exons.
AUGAAUAUCAAUGAUCCCGAAGCUGUCAAGUCUCUUCUCGAACAACUAAGAUCUUCGGAAGCGUGGAGAGAAGUAGCUGCAUCAGCAUCGGAAAAUACCUCAUGCAUUGUCACUCGAAUCCCAGACAUACAUCCUGAGCUACUCGCUCCAACAGAAUUAGGAGGCUCAGUUGCGUCUUUGCUGUCGCAACUAAAGGCACCCACUCCUGUUUCCCCGCCAGCGCCGGCGCCAGUCCCGCUAACUAGAGAUGUGAUACCAAACACUGCUGAACCGUCGUCUGCCUCUCAAUUGUCAUCCCAACCUUCGCGCAGACCUAUUUCACAAGUGCAAAAUGUAAAGGACAACAGGAGUUGCACUUUCCAGCAGGCGCUUCCUCUCCUUGCCCAAUUUGGAGAUGAUGCUGGGUUAAUUGACGCUCUCUUGAAGAUGAAAAAUGAACAAGACGAACUUGAGCGACGUCUUUCGACCGACCGUUUUGCCAUUCAGAAGGGAUACGAGGAAAAAGUCAAGAUUGCUAAGAUCAAGGCGGCCAUAAUUGGAACGGUGCUCUCCAAACAUGAGGCAGAGAAGAUAGCCGAUUCCUUCAAAAAGGAUCUCUACAGAUUUGAUCACGAGAAGGUUCUUCCGAUGUGGGAGGGUUUGAUUGCAAGACAACAGACCGAACUGGCGGACUUUAGCAUCCCUGCAAUGUUUGUGUCAAACGAAAAAAACGAUCGACAGGCAUGUAAACUUGAAACCCUGCCUCACUCUCGCUUAGUUUCUCCCUAG